GCCAUGCCCCGCAACCACAGCGGAGAUGAAGGCGGCACGGGGCUCUGGAUGAAAACUUCUCCGGGCCACCGCGCCGAGGGCUAUGACUUGAAGGAUGUGGAGUCCGGCCGAAGGAUGAUGAACAACGCCAGUGCUGGGGACGGUUUGCUGUCGGCCUCCAGUGCUACAGGUGCCGGGGGUUCGGAGAGCCUGAGGGGAAACAAGGGAGCCCGGCUCAGCCUGCUGGGGAAGCCGCUCAUAUACAGCGCUCAGAGCGGCCGGAGAAACGUCCGUUACCGAAGGCUGCAAAAUUUACUGUACAACGUGCUGGAGAGACCACGAGCCUGGGCGUUCAUCUACCAUGCGUUUGUGUUCGUCCUGGUCUUCGGUUGCUUGGUCCUGUCUGUGUUCUCCACCAUUCCGGCUCACCAGGACUUCUCUUCCGACUGUCUGCUCAUCCUGGAGUUUGUGAUGAUCGUGGUGUUUGGGCUGGAGUACAUCAUCAGGAUCUGGUCGGCCGGCUGCUGCUGUCGCUACAGAGGAUGGCAGGGUCGCCUCCGUUUCGCCCGGAAGCCUUUCUGUGUCAUAGACAUCAUCGUACUGAUAGCCUCCGUAGCGGUGGUGUCGGCAGGAAGCCAGGGUAACAUCUUCGCCACGUCCGCCCUGCGUAGUCUCCGCUUCCUGCAGAUCCUGCGUAUGGUGCGCAUGGACCGGCGCGGCGGCACCUGGAAACUGCUGGGAUCAGUGGUGUACGCACACAGCAAGGAGCUGGUGACGGCCUGGUACAUUGGCUUCCUGGUCCUCAUCUUCUCCUCCUUUCUGGUCUACCUUGUGGAGAACAAGUUCAACAGCGAGUUUGCCACCUAUGCUGAUGCCUUAUGGUGGGGAACGAUCACCUUGACAACCAUUGGAUACGGGGACAAGACCCCGAAGACAUGGACCGGGCGUAUGCUCUCAGCUGGGUUUGCACUACUGGGGAUCUCUUUCUUUGCCCUGCCAGCGGGUAUACUGGGCUCAGGCUUUGCCCUGAAGGUCCAGGAGCAGCACAGACAGAAGCACUUUGAGAAGAGGAGGAACCCAGCCGCUUGUCUCAUCCAGUGUGUUUGGCGUAGUUAUGCGGCUGAUGAGAACUCGGUUUCCAUUGCUACCUGGAAGCCUCAUUUGAAGGCGUUGCAUACCUGCAGCCCUACAAAGAAGGACCAGGGUGAAUCGUCCACAAGCCAGAAGCUGAGUUUCAAAGACCGGGUCCGGAUGGCGAGCCCCAGGGGGCAGAGUAUUAAGAGCCGGCAGACGUCGGUGAGCGACCGGCGGUCCCCGGGGACUGAGGCUGGGGGUACGGAGGGCACCAGCCCUGCCAAGGUCCAGAAGAGCUGGAGCUUCAAUGACCGCACCCGAUUCAGACCCUCCCUCCGCCUCAAGAUCCAAUCACGGUCCACUGCCGAUGCUGACUCUAACAUGACCACUGAGGAUGGGUUCGGUGAUGACAAGGGGUGUCACUGUGAGAUCUCUGUGGAGGACCUGCUGCCUUCCGUCAAGUCUGUCAUCCGAGCCGUCAGGAUAAUGAAGUUCCAUGUGGCCAAGAAGAAGUUUAAGGAGACGUUGCGUCCGUACGAUGUGAAGGACGUCAUAGAGCAGUACUCCGCCGGCCACCUGGACAUGCUGUGUCGCAUCAAGAGUCUGCAAACACGAGUGGACCAGAUCCUGGGUAAAGGCCAGAUUCCUCUGGAUAAGAAGAUCCGGGACAAGCUGCUGUCUGAUGGAGACCUGCUGGAGGACAUGAGUAUGCUGGGACGCGUCUGUAAAGUGGAACGGCAGGUCCAGUCUAUUGAGUCGAAGCUAGACUCCCUGUUGGACAUCUACCGGCAUGUGCUACGUAAAGGCUCCUCCUCUGCCCUUACCCUCUCCUCCUUGCCCCUGUUUGAGCUGGAGCAGACCUCAGACUACCAGAGCUCUAUCCUCUUCGAGGACCACUCCACCUGCUCUACCCAGGUCAGCAGCACCAGAGGUGGGCCAGGGAUAGAGGGCCAAGGGGAAUGCGUGACCCGCUCCUCCACCAACGCCUCAAACCUGUCCCGGGGACUUCACCUUAUCCUGGCGCCGUCCACCGAGCUCAGCCUCAACCUCAACACUGGCACCACCUCGCCUUCUACCAGUGGGCCCCCGCCCUCCUCCUUCAGUCCACCGCCCCUUCCUCAACACCACCAACAUCAUCAUCAUCAUACCCUGCCGGAAAGUGGGGAACCAGUCCAUAGAGGAAGUUCUUCUCACUCACCUCCUAUUCUUACUCCUAAUUGUGUAUCUGGAGGUGGGGGGUUUCCUACUCUGGCCAGGCCCCCACCACCUCCUCCCCAGCCCAGCCGGACAGUGGGUCACUCCAGGCCGGAGAGGGAAAGGGAGGUGGAGGUGGGUGACUUCUGUGGAAGCCCGGAGGAGAGGGAGGAUGGUGAUGUGUUAGGCCCAGAACAAGGCCUCAGAAUCGGGAGGCUGGGGCAGCCAAGAGGGGGGUCCAGUGGGAACAGCAAUGGCCGGCCCUGCAAUGCCAAAGCAGAGGGCUCCUGGAGGAGACACACGAGCCUGGAGAUGGAGCCCCUGGUACCCAUCUCUUCUGCUCUGGGAGGAGGAGGUGGCGGCUCCUCCGGCUCCAACCCCAGCCAGGUGGACCGAAGCCUGGGCAAGUCCAUGUCCGUCCAAAACCUGGGGCAGAGGGGGUCAACCACCUCCAGGGCCCUGGAUAGCCACCACCAUCCUAGCCUCAGCCUCUCCUCCCCCAGCCCCUGCAGCAGCGACUCCCCCACAGGCUCCCACAGUAGUCAGGACCCUGGGGGAGGGGGCGGCGGGGAUGGCUGGGGGGAGGAGGACCUCUUUAUCAGCGACAGGGACGUGGACGCCCUCCCUCUCCCCCCCGAGGCUCAAGGUGGAGCUUUUGGCUUUGACUUCCUGUCCCAGGGGACAGCCGACGCGACCUCUUACUCUUCAGAGCUACUGAGGACAGACCCGGGGCUUGGGGCGGGGUUAAGUGCUCUGGCAGGGUUCAAUAGGAGCCUGGCGAGCGGGAGCGGGAACAUGUCAUCGCCCCCCUCAGUCGGGAGCACCGAGUCCCUGAGCAUGCCGCACGUACGGCUAAAAUAA
Molecule: messenger RNA, 3108 nt
Organism: Salvelinus namaycush (lake trout)
Lineage: Eukaryota; Metazoa; Chordata; Actinopteri; Salmoniformes; Salmonidae
Product: potassium voltage-gated channel subfamily KQT member 5-like
Exons: 14
Coding region: 4-3108 (1034 amino acids)
Biological process (GO): transmembrane transport; potassium ion transport
Cellular component (GO): membrane
Molecular function (GO): voltage-gated potassium channel activity
Source: RefSeq, a predicted model, not a curated record